AUGUCAUCUAUUCCUAACGACUGUUGGGAAACCAUUUUGCGAGAUGACUCCUUCAUGGAUUUCACAGGCACCGACAUUGACUUUAACUCGGCCAGCGACUUUCUUGACUCCUACAAUAACAGCAGUGUCUCAGAAAGUCUCAUCGGGGACGACGGAGGUUAUCGAGGCAUCACCAUCGCACCAGAACACAGCUUUGCAAACAAUGGAUACGGCGCAAUCUCCUCAGGUGAUGAAGGCAUCAAUCCAUCGCUCAUUGAAGGCCACGGAGGCUUUCCAAGCUUCAACAUUCGACUGCCAGGUGCUGCAGGAGUCAACAUCAGUCACAACUACGGUAUGAACAAUCAGAACACCUUUCCUUCGCCAACAUGGCCCUUAGCCUCAGCGUACUCCUUUCAGACAGAGUCCAACAGGAGAGGGUUGAAGCGCCCCAACAGCCCAGGCACCCUGCCCUCUCAGGGCGUCCACGGGGCGCACAGCUGUCUCACCAGCUCGGCACAAGGUGCUUUGGAUGCCGGGCCGGUUUCUGGCCAUCACCAUGCUGAGCCAAUUGACAACCUUGGAUUCCAAGGACAUUACCAAUGA
Messenger RNA from Exophiala spinifera, 582 nucleotides. RefSeq lists its product as uncharacterized. The record is from RefSeq and is a predicted model, not a curated record. The coding region runs from base 1 to 582 and encodes 193 amino acids. The transcript is spliced from 2 exons. Lineage: Eukaryota; Fungi; Ascomycota; Eurotiomycetes; Chaetothyriales; Herpotrichiellaceae.